Molecule: messenger RNA, 1578 nt
Organism: Bipolaris victoriae FI3
Lineage: Eukaryota; Fungi; Ascomycota; Dothideomycetes; Pleosporales; Pleosporaceae
Exons: 2
Coding region: 1-1578 (525 amino acids)
Molecular function (GO): oxidoreductase activity, acting on paired donors, with incorporation or reduction of molecular oxygen; monooxygenase activity; heme binding
Source: RefSeq, a predicted model, not a curated record
AUGGACUCUAUUCAAAUACAGUCCACGCGAGACGGUCUCUUCAUUCUCUGGUUGAUCACUCUGUUAGUGACUAUUCUGGCAACCGCGGCUUAUAUCAAGUCCCAUUCAACACCAAGACCGUACUCCGGCUUUCCUGUGGUCACGCUCGAUGGCCCUUCGGCGACAGGCGCGAGUCAUGCCGCGAAUUGGUUCAGGCGCGGCCGAGCGUUGGUCAACAAAGGGCUGAACGAAGUGUCAGGGCCAUUCCAGUUAUUCAGCGGCAGAGCAUAUUGGAUCAUUCUGCCCAGUAAAUACAUGGACGAACUGCGCAAUCAUCCCGAUAUGAGCCUUCGUAAUGCACUGAGGGAGGAGAAUUUCCCUGACUACAGAGGUUUUGAUGGAUUGCGCCAAGCGUUCAAAGACUCAACGUUUACACAAGAAGUGAUUCGUGUCAAGGUGACGCAGAGUCUUGGAUUAGUUACAGCAAAUCUUGCCAACGAGUGUCAACACGCCCUGCACGAAUAUCUAGGCGAGUCGAGGGAGUGGCAGCAGCGCUUUAUCAUCGAGGACAUACUCAACAUUGUCGCCCAGUUGACGUCGCGGGUGUUCCUUGGGGAGCGCCUCUGCCGAGACAAAGAAUGGCUGGAGAUAACAAAAGAAUAUGCACGGAACUCCUUCCUGGGUGCGGAAGAGUUGCGCCAGUGCUCGCCGCUUACUCGUCCCCUCAUGCAGUUUUUCAUGCCUGCUUGCACACAACUCCGUAAAUUCUCCGCGGCUGCUAGACGCCUAAUUGAUCCAGAAGUACAAGCACGUAAAAACCGCGCCGAGGAAGCGAUGAAGUUAGGCAAGAAACCUCCAAAGGUCGAAGACACCAUUGGAUGGAUGGUGGAGAUUGCUCGUGGUCGACAGGUGGACUAUGUUGGAGGCCAAUUAGCCCUCUCAAUUGGCGCUAUCCAUAGUUCGACAGAUAACCUCUCCAAAGCAGUUGUAAAGCUAUGUGAGAUCCCUGAGAUUGUCGCCCCACUUCGAGAAGAGAUAACGAAAGUAUUGGAUAGCACUGGCGGCUGGUCGAAGUUAGCGUUAUAUCGCAUGAGGCUACUUGACAGUUUUUUAAAAGAGGUUCAGCGUCUUGCCCCUUUCACAAUCGUGGGUAUGCACCGCCGUGCAAUGAAAGGCUACGUGCUCAGCGAUGGAACACAUAUUCCAAAGAAUAGUCGAAUCUUGGUCAUGAAUGAAAAGCUCUGGGACAGCAGCGUCUAUGAAGAUCCCGAUACCUUCAAAUACGACCGCUUUGCCCGGCUCCGUGAACAGCCGGGCCAAGAAGAGCAGCACCAGCUGGCCUCAAUAUCUAGUGACUUCGCAACAUUCGGUUAUGGCGAGCAUGCAUGUCCCGGACGCUUCUUCGCCGCCAACCAGCUGAAGAUAGCUAUGGCAUGCCUCUUGCUCAAAUACGACUUUCGUUUCCAACCAGGCCAGGCAGAGAAGGCACGCGUUAUACCCUUUGAAAUGGUAGAAACAAUAGACCCUACUUUGAAGGUCGAAGUGCGGCGUCGCUCAGAAGAGCUAGAUGUCACAAGGGUAGCGAAGGAGACCAUUUAG